AUGCGGUAAUUUUUCCUGUAUCUAAAAUUUAUUCACAGUCGUUUAUAAAUGUCGGUCAAAAUGAGCCGCGAACUGAAAAAAGUUUGGUAAGCACUGCUUCUAAUCAAGCGUAUACACAACAGCAGUAUGAUAUCGUGGUCGGGCAUUCAGCAGUAUGCAAACGUACCUACGAUGUCACGUUAACACUUUGUUACUUGGGGUGGGAGCAUGAGACGUUACAGGCAGCUGUUGUUUUCCUUGCUUGUUUUAGGAGUUCUUAUUUUUAUUGGAAUUAAUUGGAAAUAUAAUAAACAGCAGCAAUUGAGCAGCUUCUUUAACCAGAAGAAUAAUAAUGUUGGUCCUUUGGUAAAAUGGAAUUAUGACGGAAUACUUGCAUUGGAAAAGCAGAUAAAGAAACAAACCAGAACUUACAAUGUUGCUAAAGCCGCAUGCGCGUUGAAUGUAAACAAAGAUAUACCAACCUCUUACAAACCACGGAUAAAAUUAGAUCCAAACAAAUUUCUCCUGCCGUUUUUGAUUUGGGGACCGAACAAUCAACUUAUAGGACUGAGAGACUCAAUAUUUGUCGCCAUUAAGCUUAACAGGACGCUUGUGAUACCAAGAUUUUUCACGCAUUACAAAGAUACUGGAGCUGAGAAGGAAUCUUUGGUGCAUGCUGCUAAUCGUAUUGACUUAGAAUAUCUUGCUCGGUUCAUAUCGUUGGUAACUUUGGAACAAUUUCAAAAUAAAUGUCGAAGAAAAAUUGAAGUUGUUUUUCAGAAUCGUCCUGUUGUCUGCAGCACUCUUAGUGCAGCUGAGCGGGCCACUGGAACCGACAUUUUAGGCUCCAAACAUACACCAGGGGUGGAUGGAAAACUUACUAUAAAGAAAAGCGAUCCAAGAUGUAAACCUGACAUAUCAGCUUAUCCUCACAAAGUGGAUGAUGGGACAAAACACGAAGUCCGGAAUUUAAAAGCUAUUUUCAAUUCCACAGCCAAGUGCGUCGUAUUUCUUUCACCGUUCCAGUCAUUGAGCGUGUCUUCAACUUACGGUAGAAUGCAUCAUGAUCAUUACGACAUUCCCAGCAUUGCUAAAUUGACGACGACGAGCUUAGUAGAAACCGUAGAUUCUUACAAACUAAUGGCUGCUAUAGAACACGAGACGCGGAGGCCACCAUACGUUGUGAAAAUUGCCGCCGAAUUCCUUCGUGACGUCAUGGCAAAUAACAGUUUUGUUGCAGUGCAUUGGCGAUAUGACAAGGAAAUUGUUUCAGAAAUAUGUUUAACCAAGCCAACAGAUCCCAUCUGCAACAAUUCCGUCACCCCUGGCCAUCUAGCGGUUGGGAUUUCGAAAGUUCUUAAAGAGAUAGCACCUUUAAACCAAUCAAAAAACACUGCACCGUUCAUAUACAUCGCAUCACCACCAAAAUUAAAAGACUUUGUUACUGAAGUGAAAACGAAUUUGUUAACGAAGCAUUAUUAUCGGAAUCUAAGUUUGCAGUUAACACCUGUUUUAACUACAGCUGAUUUGGAAAAGUAUUUAGACGCAAAAUAUCCGCGGCAGGCUUGCAAAGAUUUAAGGCCUACGGACAAUGAGUUUCUUUCUUUGAUUGAAAUGGAAAUUUGUUCAGCAAGCGUGGCAUUUAUUGGAUCUCAAUUUUCUUCUUGGACAGCUGUAAUUCAGCAUUACAGACCAAAAAAAUAUUUUAAAUUUGACCGUUCUGUUUACGAUGUUAUAUUCUGAAUUUUAUAUUUAUAGACCGUAUAAAGCUGAUGAGGGUGUCGGUAUCUAAAUAUAUAAAACAGGAACAAACAGUU
This is a messenger RNA of Ciona intestinalis (vase tunicate), 1796 nucleotides long. NCBI's taxonomy places the organism in Eukaryota, Metazoa, Chordata, Ascidiacea, Phlebobranchia, Cionidae. The record is from RefSeq and is a predicted model, not a curated record.